Messenger RNA from Prorocentrum cordatum, 1404 nucleotides. The record is from the annotation of a GenBank genome assembly. Lineage: Eukaryota; Dinophyceae; Prorocentrales; Prorocentraceae.
AUGCUUCCUCAGCGGAGGCCCGUGGCGGCAGAGAGCAGUCGGCGGCGGGCGCUGAGCCGUGCUGCGGCGCCGACGCCAGCCGCCCCGCUCGAGGCAGGCCGCAGGCGCACGCGGGCGCUGAGCAGCCCUGGUCGCCGGCUGGAUUCAGGAGGGCCGCCGCCAGUGCAGAGGUCCCGCACGCUGGACCAGAGACGCGGGCUGGCCGCGAGGCUGGUGCUGGAGGGCGCCGCCCGACCGCCGCUGCAGAGCUCAGUGGAAGCUUGCUUGCAGCUGUGCCCCAGCGGGCCACACCUGGCCGACCGGGCCGUCGCCGGCCACGGGGCUGCCGAGGUCGUGGCGGAGAGCGAGAGCAUCGAGAGCAGCGACGUCGAGGAGCCGCCGGCUGCCGCGCGCUCCCGCAGGCGUCUGGAGACGCGCGGGAAGGCUCGGGUCAGGAAGGCGAUCGAGGUGCUGGAGACCACAGAUGCGGGCAAGGACGACGUGAAACUGGGCAUCAGCUACCUCGAGAAGAGGUCGGUGGGCGCAGGCACCUUGGAGACCUACCGCCAGUGCGUGCUCAAAUUCUGCGUCUGGGCCCGCUGCUGCCUCACAGCCCUGCCCGAGCUCAAGGGGCUGGACGGCCAGCUGGUCGAAUAUAUGAACGAAGAGUUUUUGAAGGGCGUCAAGGCCUGGCGGGGCGAGAAGCUGCUCGCUGGGCUGAUGUUCUUCCACCCGGACUUCGGCCGCCUGGGCGGUUUGCAUCUCCCGAGGUCUUUGCGCUGCCUGAAAGGGUGGAAGAAACUUUCACCAUCUCGAUCGCGGAAGCCCUUGGUGUUCGCGAUCUGGGCGGCGCUGGCAGUGGAACUCUGCCGCUUGGGGGCGCCUCUGGUAGGCGCAAUGGUGUUAAUCAUGGUGGAGUGCUACCUUCGGCCGGGGGAGAUGCUGAGCCUCACGAGCGACUCAUUUCUGGCACCGACGGAGCAUGCAGUACAGAACUGGGUCGUAUGGCUGUCUCCAGGAGCUGGGGUGGCUCGGAGCAAGGUGGGGUCAGCAGACGAUACCAUCCCUUGCGACUCAGGACGGUGCCCGUGGAUGUGUCGCAUCUUCAAAGCUCUGAAGGACCGCCAGUCAUCCCGGCCCCUCCUGGAUUUGAGCUACCCGCAGUUCCUGUGCCUCUUCCGGAGAGCGGCCGCGAACAUCGGAGUCGACGUCGCCCCAUGCCAAGGGCUGUCGCGGGCUCCGCUGAGCUCGCAGCUGGCCGCUGCUUCCGCACCGUAUCUGCUGGAUCUUUUCUCUGGUGGAGGCGGGGUUGGAGACUUCGCCAAGCGACUUGGCUUCAACUCAGUUUCUUUGGACCUGCGAAAUGGGGGAGAUCAGGAUGUGUGCAGCGCCAAUAAUCUAGAUGCGAUUCUUGCCCACUUCAAG